UGGUUGUUUGGCCUGCGAAAAAUAAAACAAUGGAUGAAAAGGAAAUGUUUCUCGGCAAAAAUUGAUAGGCCACUGAAAAGAAAUGUAAGAAGGCAUUAAAGACCGUUUUGUCUCCUUUCUUAUUCUCAAGUUUUCUCGCUAUCCCAUCUAUAGGAAUUUUUAUAUUUACACAGAGUCGACCAAAUUUGACAUCUGGGUAUGUCUUUUUUGUUUCUGGAAACUUUUUUUUUUCCUUUUUGUGGCGUGAUAUUGAAGUGAAUGGAGGUGUUGUAGGUUGAGAAAUUUAAUUCAGCUUUGUUUAGGCUGUAGAACUGUUUUUGAGAAACUUUUGAGAAAUGUUAGAUAUGUCUUGGAAUUAGUGUUAGAGUGACUGUUUCUGUCUGCAAAACUUGCGUUUCCGGGGAUUCCUGUAAUGGAUCAACCCGUCAGGCGAGACCCGAUUCCUGCUUCUGAGUCAGUGGAUAAGUCUAGGGUUUUGGAAAUAAGGCCAUUGCGUAGUCUUGCUCCGGUUUUCCCUUCUCAACCUAAUGCAUCUUUUUCAACUCCAGUAGGAGGUCAUUUCUUUUGUGUGCCCCCUUACGGUCCUUUUCCUGCCGAGGUUACCCCAUUCUAUCCAUUCUUCGGCUCCAUUGGGUCUCAAAGGCGUCCUGAACAAAAUCCACAAACCCCAGUUGGUGUCCCUAAUCAGGCAGCAGGUUCUGGGUACAGCAAUCCAGUUAUAGCUGCUGUUCCGAUAGCUUCAUUUAGGACACCGCCACCCACAGCUCAGGUAAAUGGAGAUAGGAGUCAUGGUCGAUCACAAUCCCAAAGUGGGUUUGCAGAAGAGGAGUGCAGUGACAGCCUGAAUCAAGGUGCUGAGUUUCUCAGCAGUUUUAGUAUGCACACUACUGAUCUGGACGAUACUAGUAAGAGUAAGAGAGCAAAGAAUAAGUCCCAGAGGAAGGCCAGAGGAAGUCAAGAAACCAGUGUUAACUUUUCUGAUGCUGAUGUGGAUUUGAUCUUUAAUAAUAUUCUCUCAUCAUAUAAUCUCAUGGAAUUUAGUAUGGUCCGACGAGCUGAUGGUGACAGGAAGUCUGUGGGAUAUAUACUACUGAUUUUUGACUUGCUCCGAAGAAAAUUAUCGCAAUUUGAAGAUACAAAAGAACCAACUGCAGGGACUAUCAGACGACCUGAUUUGAAGGCGAGUACAGUCUUGACGAAUAAAGGAAUUCGGACCAAUGUCAAGAAGAGAGUUGGAGAUGUCUCAGGUGUUGAAGUGGGGGAUAUUUUCUAUUUCAGGAUGGAAAUGAACUUAGUUGGAUUGCAUUUUCCCUGUAUGGCUGGGAUUGAUUACAUUGGUCUCAAAAUUAGUCAAGAAGAAGAGGCAGCAGCAGUUAGCAUUGUUUCAUCUGGAGGAUACGAGGAUAAUGUAGAGGAUGGGGAUGGGGAUGUGUUAAUUUACAGCGGACAAGGUGGGAAUAUAUUUAGGAAAGAUAAGGAAAUAAUGGAUCAAAAGCUUGAAAGAGGUAAUCUUGCUUUGGAGAACAGCUUUCGUCGGGGCAAUGAGAUACGAGUGAUCCGGGGUAUAAAGGAUGUAGCAACCCUAAAUGGUAAGAUAUAUGUCUAUGAUGGUCUUUACAAAAUUCAGGAGUCGUGGGUGGAUAAAGGAAAGUCGGGUUGUAAUGUAUUCAAGUAUAAAUUGGUUAGGUCACCUGGGCAGCCUGAAGCAUUCAUGACAUGGAAAUCAGUUCAGCAAUGGAAGAAUGGUAUCACUUCUAGAAAUGGGAUUAUAUUGCCGGACCUUACUUCAGGAGUAGAAAGUAUACCUGUUUCUGUUGUAAAUGAUGUUGAUGAUGUGAAAGGGCCUGCUCAUUUUACAUAUGUUUCCAGUCUCAAGUAUUCACAGCAUGUAAAUUCAGUAGAAUCAUCUGUUGGCUGUACUUGCCGCAAUGGAUGUCUGCCUGGUAAUCCCAACUGCCCUUGCAUUAAAAAAAAUGGGGGCUAUCUUCCUUGUAUAGCACAUGGAGUUCUUGUUAAUCCAAAGUCCUUGUCACAUGAGUGUGGUUCUUCUUGUUUGUGCCCUCCUAAUUGCCGGAACCGGGUGUCUCAAGGUGGUCUGAAAGUUCAUUUGGAGGUGUUCAGGACUAAGGAUAAAGGUUGGGGUCUUAGGUCGUGGGAUCCCAUCCGUGCUGGUGCGUUUAUAUGUGAAUAUGCUGGGGAAGUCAUUGAUAUUUCUAAGUUGGAACUUGGAGUUGAAACUGAAGAUGAUUAUGUUUUUGAUGCUACCCGUACAUAUCAGCCAGAGGAUGACCUGCCUUGUGCUUUCAAUGAGGCUAUGAAGAUUCCUUUUCCCUUAAUUAUAACUGCAAAAGAUAUUGGAAAUGUAGCUCGGUUUAUGAACCACAGUUGCUCUCCCAAUGUAUUCUGGCAUCCAGUUUUGCGUGAGAAUAAAGAGGGAUGUGAUCUUCAUAUUGCAUUUUAUGCCAUCAAACAUAUUCCUCCUAUGAUGGAGUUGACAUAUAAUUAUGGAUCAGUCCUGCCUGAUAAAGCAAUGAGAAAGAACAACUGCCUAUGUGGGUCAUCAAAGUGCAGAGGCUACUUUUACUAAUAUUUACUCAACCAUUGAUUUUGGAUGGCAAUGGCUUUGGCUUAACUCAUGCAUUAUGGACAAGGUUACAUUACUCCAGCUUUAUUUUUGUGUGUCUUAUGUACUGAGCAUGAAACAUUUCUCGAUGUCAAAUAAUUAAGUUUUUUUGUACUUUCUCUGGACUUUGUAAAGUAUAAUGAAGAACUUGGCAUAUGGAUGGGAUUUGGAAUUUAACUUACAAGUAUGCUAUGAGAAUUUGUAAGGUUUUUUGUG
Messenger RNA from Mangifera indica (mango), 2839 nucleotides. RefSeq names its product histone-lysine N-methyltransferase, H3 lysine-9 specific SUVH1-like. Bases 413 to 2587 code for a protein of 724 amino acids. Lineage: Eukaryota; Viridiplantae; Streptophyta; Magnoliopsida; Sapindales; Anacardiaceae. Gene Ontology annotation, molecular function: protein binding; histone methyltransferase activity; zinc ion binding. The record is from RefSeq and is a predicted model, not a curated record. The transcript is spliced from 2 exons. Gene Ontology annotation, cellular component: nucleus.